Propithecus coquereli (Coquerel's sifaka) is the source of this 2516-nucleotide messenger RNA. RefSeq names its product intraflagellar transport 81 (gene IFT81). Gene Ontology annotation, molecular function: tubulin binding. Gene Ontology annotation, biological process: cilium assembly; intraciliary transport. Bases 73 to 1953 code for a protein of 626 amino acids. The record is from RefSeq and is a predicted model, not a curated record. Lineage: Eukaryota; Metazoa; Chordata; Mammalia; Primates; Indriidae. The transcript is spliced from 18 exons. Gene Ontology annotation, cellular component: cilium; centrosome; intraciliary transport particle B.
CUCGGGUGCCUCUUAGGGGGUGGGGAAGUGGUUUCGUGAGGAGAAUUUGAGUUUAACUUACAAGACCUAAUUAUGAGUGAUCAAAUCAAAUUCAUUGUGGACAAUCUCAAUAAGGAGCCUUUUAGGAAGAACUAUAAUUUGAUCACAUUUGAUUCCCUGGAGCCAAUGCAACUAUUACAAAUUCUCAAUGAUAUUCUGGCUGAGAUUGACCCAAAGCAAGUUGUUGAUAUCAGAGAGGAGAUGCCAGAGCAGACAGCCAAACGGAUGUUGAGCCUUCUUGGUAUCCUUAAAUACAAACCUCCAGGAAAUGCCACAGACAUGAGUACCUUUCGUCAGGGUUUGGUGAUUGGGAGUAAACCUGUAAUUUACCCAGUGCUCCACUGGCUUCUUCAGAGGACUCCUGAACUGAAGAAAAGAGCAUAUUUAGCUCGUUUUUUAAUAAAACUUGAGGUACCAAGUGAGUUUCUUCAGGAUGAAACUAUGGCAGACACCAAUAAACAGUAUGAAGAGUUGAUGGAAGCCUUCAAAACUUUACAUAAAGAAUGUGAACAGCUCAAGACAUCUGGAUUUUCUACAGCAGAAAUAAGAAGGGAUAUCAGUGCAAUGGAAGAAGAAAAGGAUCAGCUCAUUAAGAGAGUUGAACGUUUGAAGAAAAGGGUGGAGACAGUUCAAAAUCAUCAACGAAUGCUUAAAAUAGCAAGGCAACUUCGAGUUGAAAAAGAGAGAGAAGAAUUUCUUGCACAACAGAAACAGGAACAAAAGAAUCAGCUAUUUCAUGCAGUGCAGAGAUUGCAAAGAGUACAAAACCAGCUGAAAAGUAUGCGCCAUGCUGCAGCAGAUGCAAAGCCUGAAAGUUUAAUGAAGAGGCUAGAGGAGGAGGUAAAAUUUAAUUCAUAUAUGGUAACUGAAAAAUUUCCUAAAGAAUUAGAGAACAAGAAAAAGGAAUUGCAUUUUUUACAAAAAGUGGUUUCAGAGCCAGCUAUGGGCCAUUCUGAUCUUCUUGAACUUGAAUCUAAAAUAAAUGAAAUAAACACACAGAUCAAUCAGCUGAUUGAAAAGAAGAUGAUGAGAAAUGAGCCAAUUGAAAGCAAACUCUCACUAUAUAGGCAACAGGCAUCUAUCAUUUCUCGUAAAAAAGAAGCCAAAGCUGAGGAACUUCAGGAGGCCAAGGAGAAGUUAACCAGCCUAGAGAGAGAAGUGUCAUUAAAGACAAAUCAGACCCGUGAAUUUGGUGGUACUGAAGUUUUGAAGGGAGAUGAGCAAGCUAUUGAGGAGAAAAAGGGUAUAUCUGGAUAUAGUUAUACCCAAGAGGAGCUAGAAAGAGUGUCUGCACUGAAGAGUGAAGUCGAUGAAAUGAAAGGACGGACGCUGGAUGACAUGUCCGAAAUGGUAAAAAAACUGAAUUCACUGGUAUCUGAAAAGAAGUCAGCUCUAGCUCCAGUUCUAAAAGAACUACGACAGUUGCGUCAGAAAUGUCAAGAAUUAACCCAGGAGUGUGAUGAAAAGAAAUCCCAGUAUGAUAGCUGUGCAGCGGGCCUCGAAAGCAAUCGGUCCAAAUUAGAACAGGAAGUUAGAGGACUUCGUGAAGAAUGUCUUCAAGAAGAAAGUAGAUACCAUUAUACAAAUUGCAUGAUUAAGAACCUAGAAGUUCAACUUCGUCGUGCUACUGAUGAGAUGAAGGUAUAUGUCUCUUCUGAUCAGCAAGAAAAAAGAAAGGCAAUUAGGGAACAGUAUACCAGAAAUAUUGCUGAGCAAGAAAACCUUGGAAAGACGCUUCGGGAAAAACAAAAAGCUGUACGAGAAAGUCAUGGUCCAAAUAUGAAACAAGCAAAAAUGUGGCGUGAUUUUGAACAAUUGAUGGAAUGUAAGAAACAGUGCUUUCUGAAACAACAAAGCCAAACUUCCAUUGGUCAGGUAAUUCAGGAGGGAGGAGAGGACCGGCUGAUACUCUGAAUUCGCAUGUCAUUGUUUAGAAUUAUUAGUUGAUACUACUAACUAUAAGCAUGAUCCCAUUAUGUAUUUCUUUUCUCUAAAGUGAUUUGUACAACAUUUUGCUUUCGGAUUAGCUAUUCUUUAUUAAGGUUUCUUGGAAAAUAAUGUUAAGGUAGAUUUAGAUUUUAAAGUUUUUUCAUAUGAAAAAGAGGCUUUCAUUGUUUUGCUUAUUUGAGAUAUCGGUGGUGUCUUCUGAGUUUUACGAGACAGGAGGCUAAGUUUACUAUCUGUAAAUGUAAACAUAUGUCCAUUAAGAAACAUAGUUUUUUAAAAAUGUAAUAACCCAGUGGCUUAAUGUUUUUCUUAAUCUUUUUUUAACUUUAGAGGAAUCUUUUAGGAACUAAUAUCUCUUGUUUUGAAGAAACAUUUAUACGAAGUUCAGCAAUUCCUACAGUUUCACUUCAGUUUCUUUUUCUUCUGUAAAAUGCAAAAAAAUUUAAUAUUUUGAAUAGCAUAUUUGUUCUAUUUGUAUAAUUUAAAAGCAAAUAAAACUUGGUACAUAUAUCAUGGAUGUUUAUUUAAAA